Xiphophorus maculatus (southern platyfish) is the source of this 6283-nucleotide messenger RNA. It is a transcript of the gene ranbp10, whose product is annotated as RAN binding protein 10. Gene Ontology annotation, molecular function: protein binding. The record is from RefSeq and is a predicted model, not a curated record. Gene Ontology annotation, cellular component: cytoplasm. NCBI's taxonomy places the organism in Eukaryota, Metazoa, Chordata, Actinopteri, Cyprinodontiformes, Poeciliidae. Gene Ontology annotation, biological process: cytoskeleton organization; cell surface receptor signaling pathway. The coding region runs from base 163 to 2016 and encodes 617 amino acids. The transcript is spliced from 15 exons.
ACAUUCAGUACAUUCUGCUUAUCCGGGGAUGUCGCACCGCUGCUAUUUUCUCCCUACAGUCCCUCUCACUAUCAGCCCACAGCUCAAGCGGACUGACACGGGUCUCUGGCUGGAAACAGACCGAGAAUAGGACGCCAACCGGAGGCCAAGAAGAAAAAAAACAUGGCCGAACUCGGCGCAGGGAGCCUGCCGUUGGGAGAACCAGCUUUUAGCUACCAGCAGGAACAGGAGCUGAACGAGCGGCUGAAGCGGCUCUACCCGGCUGUGAACGAGGAAGAGACCCCUUUACCCCGAUCCUGGAGCCCCAAGGAUAAAUACAGCUACAUCGGGCUGUCACAGAACAACCUGCGGGUCCACUACAAAGGCCAUGGAAAGAACCAUAAGGAUGCAGCGUCAGUGCGAGCCACUCACCCGAUCCCUGCCGCCUGCGGGAUUUACUACUUCGAAGUGAAGAUUGUCAGUAAAGGUCGAGACGGGUACAUGGGCAUCGGUCUGUCUGCACAGGGAGUCAACAUGAACAGACUGCCUGGAUGGGACAAGCACUCGUACGGUUACCACGGUGACGACGGCCACUCGUUCUGCUCCUCCGGGACGGGCCAGCCGUACGGGCCGACGUUCACCACAGGCGAUGUGAUUGGCUGCUGCGUCAACCUCAUCAACAACACCUGCUUCUACACCAAGAACGGCAUCAGCCUAGGUGUUGCCUUCACGGACCUUCCUCCCAACCUGUACCCCACCGUGGGGCUCCAGACGCCCGGAGAGAUCGUCGACGCUAACUUUGGCCAGCAGCCGUUCGUCUUCGACAUCGAGGACUACAUGAGCGAGUGGCGGGCAAAGAUCCACGGGAUGAUCACCAGCUUCCCGAUCGGCGAGCGGCUGGGGGAGUGGCAAGCCGUCCUGCAGAACAUGGUGUCCAGCUACCUGGUGCAUCAUGGGUAUUGUGCGACUGCAACAGCGUUUGCCAGAGCCACAGAGACCACGAUACAGGAGGACCAGACGUCUAUAAAGAACAGGCAGAGAAUACAGAAGCUGGUUCUGGCGGGUCGGGUCGGCGAAGCCAUCGACGCCACCCAGCAGCUCUACCCAGGUCUGCUGGAACGCAACCCCAACCUGCUCUUCAUGUUGAAGUGUCGGCAGUUUGUGGAAAUGGUGAACGGGACGGACAGCGAGGUUCGCUGCCUGACGGUUCGCUCCCCAAAAUCCCAGGACAGUUACCCCGGCUCCCCCAACCUCAGCCCGCGGCACGCCGCCAGCGGCACGCACGUCCACAGUGGAGGAGCGGAAAGCCCCACCUGCAGUAACGGUGUCGCCCCGCCCAACAAGGCGAAGGUUCAUGGCGGCAGCAGCAUCAAGUACCCGAGCGCCUCCUCCUCCACCUCCUCAUCCAGUUCCUCCUCCCCUUCCUCCAUAAACUACUCUGAGUCCAACUCCUCCGACUCCACCAAGAGCCAGCCGCACAGCGCCAACAGCAACCAGGAAACCAGCGACAGCGAGAUGGAGAUCGAGGCGGAGCAUUACACCAACGGCGUGGUGGACGGCUCGUCGGCGCGGAUCAUGAACGGCACGUACCGACAUGAAGAGAUCCUGCAGCCCGACGACAACAGCAUCUGCAAUGGGGUCACAGACGAGGGCCGCAGGAGCAGCAAGCAGCUGUGUGGGGGGAACCAGGCGGCCACAGAGAGGAUGAUCCAGUUCGGACGGGAGCUGCAGGCGCUCAGCGAACAGCUGUGCCACGACUACGGCACCAACACCACGCACAAGAAGAUGUUACAGGAUGCAUUCAGCCUGCUGGCGUACUCGGACCCCUGGAACUGCCCGGUGGGCCAGCAGUUGGACCCCACGCAGAGAGAGUCGCUCUGCUCCGCUCUCAACAGCGCCAUUCUGGAAUCCCAGAACCUCCCCAAGCAGCCGCCGCUGAUGCUGGCGCUGGGCCAAGCCACCGAGUGCGUCCAGCUCAUGGCCCGGGUCCGGUCCGGUUCCUGCUCCUUCGCCAGGAUAGACAACUUUUUGCACUAGCCCCGCCCCCCCCGACCCGGUCAGGUAACUGCUGAGCAGCACUGAGAUGUCCAGCUGGUCGUUGCCAUGGCGACGAAGAGGCGAGCAUGCGUCUGAUUGGAUCAGAGAAGAGAAGGGAAGGAGGCUUCCUAUUUAAUUUAGUAUUAUCAGAUUUAAUAAAUGUGUGACACUAUUUAAAUAUUAUUAUUAUUAUUAUUAUUAUUCAGUUUAUUUAGCCGUUUUUUUUUUAGUUUUUUUUUUUUUAGUAUUUUUGUCAGUUUGUUGUGCUCAUCCUGGAAAAACUAGUCAUAUUCCCCCCUUUUUUAUUUUGUUAUUAUUAUUGUUAUUUUCUUUUGCUGUAAUUUCUGUCGUCGAUUUUGUUGUUUCUGUUCUCCCGGAUCUUUCUGAACCAGAACCAGAACCCAUAAGAACCAGAAAUAAUUCAACCCAAACCGGACGAGCUUUAAAUGCUGAGCAGCGUAAAAAUGAGCUUUUAGCGAUUUAUUUCAAAUGGAUUUUACUGCAAACAGCGAUAAUGUUUAGAAACAUGAAUUUAACAAAGUAAAACAAUUUAAUUAACAUUGGGUCGAAAUUAUUCAUACAGGCUUUAAUUAUUCAUACAGGCUUUAAUUAACGAAUAAAUCAGCUAAUUUCAGCUUUUUUAGCAACUCAAACCUCAAAAAUAUGUUUUUUUCUGCCGUUGUGUUUUUUUAAGCCUCUUUUUUUAUGAAGUUUCUUCUUUUAAUCAUAACCCAAACAUUUCCAGGCCCCACAGUAUGAUGCUUCCCCCUCCUUUUGUCUCAUUUAUCGCAGUAAGAAGCGGUAAAAUGUAAAUUAUUUUAUUUUAAUUUAUGGAAAAUACCAAUACUAACUCAGCCCAGCAGAGGAAGAAAUUGAUUUUUCUUUCCAUAAAGUUUUUAAAAAAAUUUUUUUUAUAAAAUUGAAAGAUUCAGUGAAAGUCUGGCUACUUUCUAAAUCUUCUUUUGGACAUUUAAAGUUUUAAAUCUUGUUUUUAAAAAUCACUGCAGUUGCUUUGUUGCAUUUUCAUCUCGGAAAAUGUUAAUAAAUCAUCAAAAACAAGAAAUAAAUGCAUCAUAAAUAACUAAAUUACGCUUUUUAAGCAAAUUAAAACUCAAUCACAUUUUUUUUUGCAAUCAUGAUUUUUUUAGAGCCUCUUUUUGAUAAAAAAUUAUUCUUUUAAUUAUAAUUGAAACAUUUCCAGGCCCCGCAGCAUGAUGCUUCCUCCUCCUUGCUUCUUUUUAAUCCAGUUACUGCAGUGAAACCGCUCAGUUUUUGUCUCAUUUGAACUAAAAAUAACUUUUUCCCUGGAGUUCUCAUACCGGCGGCGUUUUUACAUUUAAAAUGUAAAUUAUUUAGUUAAAUGAAACAACGUUGCAGAGGGAAAAAUGGCGUUUUAAUAUCUAAAAAUUUGUUUUUUCUUUUCAAAAAGUUAUAACAAUCAAAGAUUCAAGUAAAGCCUGGCACAUUUCUAAGUCUUCUUCAAAAAAAUCACAGCAGUUGCUUUAUUGUAUUAUUAUUUUGAGUUAUUUUUCAACUUCUGACGUUUAAUAAAAUAGUCUGUGAAACUUUCCCAUUCGCCUUGUUAGCAGGAGAAAUUAUUCCCCACAAGUUAGAAAUAAGAAAGCAUUAAACCCUGGUUGUUGUUUCUGAUUAAAGUUAAUGUAAUAUUCCUGAAAACUUUCCCAGAGAAACAGGAAAAAGAACAUCAGCCGUGUUCAGAAAACAUAAUUGAAGGUCCUCUGCGGCGGCGAUCACUAACCGGGAGCAGAGAGGUGUCGCAGCCUUAAUUUCACUGUAACAAGCGCCGCGCCGGCCAAUCAGAGAGGUGGUUGCAGGUGGCGGCGCCGAUCCCCGCUGCACCUGCGACACCUGCCCUCGGGGUCGAGUCCUACUCUAUUAUCAGCAUAAAGAAAAUCAGUAUCAAAGGCCGGCUAACAAGCACAGUGUGCGCACGUCGGAAAGUCGAGUUUCAUUACCGCAGGCUUCGCUUUCCCCCCUCCACACUCUGACCCGCUGUGUGCUCCUGCAGUCGCAGCUAGAGCUUCAAAUAAAGAGGUGAAAUCAUGUGACAAACAGGGAAGCCUGUAAUUUUAAGGUGCACUUUGUGAUGAUUAAACCGCAGCCUUUCUUUCACCAGCCUUUUGUUCCAGAGUUCGGCUCGAUUUCUGUGCAAUAAGAUGAAAGUUUUCCUCCUCUGCGCGUUCGCUAACAAGAUUUCCCUCCACUUCCUGUUUCAAAGUCAACAAAGCAGAGAGAUAAUCCAGAUUACGUUGGUUUGUGAGUUUAAAUUCACCUCCAGUUUGAGCUUUUUUGGAUCUCCUGAAGUGGCGUUCAGUGGAGUAGCUAUUAGCAGUCAGUACCUUACUUAAUCAAUCUGAAUUUGAUAAAAUAACAAUGUUGAUGCAAACGGAGACCCUUGUUGUACCUCAUUUUAGCUUUAUUAUACAGCAGGUUUAUUAUAUUAGCAGGUGAUAAUCCUCUAUAUUUAAUAAAUUAUUUUGUUUACAUUUGUAAUAUCGACAUUUUUUGCUCAGGGUCACAAAAUUGGCAAAUUUAAACUACUGGGGUGCCACAAAAUUAAUUCAAUUAAAGAUUCAAAAAUUUAUUUAUUGUGAUUUUUUAAUCCAUCUUGAAUAAAUCAAAGCAAAGAGAUAAUCCAGAUUAACCUGCACAUUCUUCAUUUAAGUUAUUUUUGAGCUUAAAUUCAUCUCAAGUUUGAGCUUAGUUGGAUCUUCAGAAGUGGGGUUGAGCAGAGUAGCUUUUAGUAGUCAGUACCUUACUUAAAACGAUCUGAGAUUUUGCAAAAUAACAUGUUAAUGCAGUUGGACGCCGUGUUUGAAGAUUAUUUUAGCUUUAUUAUGCGAAAUUAGUGGGUGAUAACCUUCUAUAAUGAGUUAAAUUGUUGGUUCUACAUUAAUGGUUUCCAAUGUUUGACCCCAACUUUUUAAAUUUCUGGCAACCCACAAAAUUCAUUAAAUGAAAGAUCAAAAAUUAGGUUGUGAUUUUUAGUCUUGAUAUAAUUAACGAUCCAGAGCAUAAAAAGAGCUUCAGACUUUCUUUUAGUUGCAUUACUAAAAGAAAAAUAGACAAUUAUCCAUCCAUUGUUUUGUAUUUUGUCGGCCAUAUUUUCACCAUUCCUGACUUGUGAUAGGGGACCGGACAAAAUCAUUUCAAGUGUCACUAAUGGCCCAUGGGCCACACUUUGGACACCCGUGGUUUACAUUGUCUCAGACCUUUUGGUAUCUUAUUAUUGCUUUGGAAAGUGAAGAAAAUUCUCAACCCAACACUUCCUGUCACAGGUGCCAAAACACUGACGAAAAUUGUGCUAAUUUUCAACACAUUUGUGCUGCAAGUAGAAAAUCAGUUGAACAUAAAAUCAAUUAGGAAUUAUUUUCAGGUAUUUCAAACUCCAUGUCUAUUAUAGCUUCAUAAGGAAUACCAAACAGCAAAAAGUCUAAAUUUCUCCAAUAAAAACUACAAAAUAUGUCUUUUAGAUGCAAUAUUUGGUGUGUGUGAAAUAUGCAUCAACAGGCUUUUUCUCUGGAUUAUAGCUAAACUCUUUCUAAAGCAUUACUGUGCAGUUAUUUUGAUUCUGGCCUUUAAAAACGAGGAUAUCAGAGGGUGAUAAUCCUAUAAUUUUACAUCAGUCUGAAGCCAAAGACUGUUAGCUUUCCUCUGGAGUUGAGCGAAAAAUCAAUUAAUCCAUCAAAAUUUUGAAAAUCUUUGGAAUUUACUGCAGUAAUAAUCCAGAUUAGAGAACCUCACUUCAAAGAUCCAAAGUAAUCCGUUAUGUUAGGCUUCCUUAAAUGUUCAAGUAGGUGAUAAAACACAAAAAUGUGAUUUCAGCCUCUCAUCUGUUCCUGUUUUUAUUUAAAAGCAAAGCAUGAAGUUCACUAUGACUUCCUCAGUUUGACCUCUGACCUCUGUCCUACCCUCCAUGCUCAAACUGAUCUGGCCAUGCAGUCGAGCGAUGCACAAAUGACUUCUACCUUCAUUUUAUUUUGUUUUUAUUUCUUGGGGGGAGACUUUUGAGUUUUACCUAAAUAUAUAAAAAACGUAAAAAAAUUUAAAAAUGAAAAAAAAGAAAAAAACAUUGUGAAAUGAGUUAUUAUCUACUUAGCAUGACUUUAAAAACUUUAAAACAAUAAAAAAAGGAAAAAUGAUAAUUGUAAAAAAAAGUAUUGGAAACAUGUUUAAAGAUAAAUAUUGUACUCUGUUUAAUUUUGACAGAAUUAUUUUUAUUAAAAUACAUCCAUAUGCAUAUGAA